This is a messenger RNA of Guillardia theta CCMP2712, 5058 nucleotides long. RefSeq lists its product as hypothetical. Gene Ontology annotation, molecular function: protein binding. Bases 1 to 5058 code for a protein of 1685 amino acids. The transcript is spliced from 11 exons. The record is from RefSeq and is a predicted model, not a curated record. NCBI's taxonomy places the organism in Eukaryota, Cryptophyceae, Pyrenomonadales, Geminigeraceae.
AUGAGCACUAAACGUACCACAACCGAACCAGAAGUGAAACCUCCCACCUGCCAAUCCCCUUUCGUGAAUGUAUUCAAGCAUUUCGCUGUGGACUCUGAAAGAGGGUCCUUCAGGGAAGGAAAUGUUGAGACUGUCAUGGACAAGAUCAUUGGCAAGAAAGUUUACCGUAUUGUAGGGAAUGUGUUGGCUGCCAACUAUCUCAGAAUACCAUUGAAGGCGAACCAGUCUCUACAAUUGACUGGUCGGUAUGUGUAUAUUCAGUUGCGAGCUAUACCCGACAGAUUUUACAUCCUGCACUUGUAUGUGACGACCGCCGAUGAAAGAGUGCUCGAUAUCUCGAUUACAAAUCUCUUCAAAGAAUGCAAAGUCAUUGGAAAUGUACUUCAAUAUCCUUGUCAUCUGACAGGAAAGUGGACAACUUUGUGUGUGGACUUGGUUGAAAUGCUGAAUCGCAACAAGUGCGGGCGUUUCCAUUGCCUCAAAUCGAUUCAGAUAUGUUCCAACAUUUUUGUAAGAGAUGUCUUCACAUCGGAGUCAGUUUACACCAAGAAAACGAUUCCCAAGCACUUUGUUUUUCCACUAUUGCAGGAACCAGACUCACAAGACUUUUUGCAGCUACCGGUCUUGGACAACAAAGAGAAAGCUGAGAGAAACAGCACAGAGCCCAACGAUGCUACUGCAAAAGAGCCUGCUCGUCGAGAGCCUCUGCGUGUUCAGCAGAUAUCUCAAAUCAAACGGGGCAAGACAGCUUCUAUCCUGAAUCGUGCACAUGCCAAGGACCCUCGACCAAAAACUAGCAUUCCGCAAUUGAACUCGAGCAUUUCGUCUGAUCAGGAUUCCAAGAAGAAAAUUUCGACAACAUUCUCGCCUGAGCCUGCAAUGGAUCUGCGAUUUUGCAUCGGAUACACAAGUAAGACUACUGGAAACAUGAUUUGGACGAGAGAUUGUCGAUCCAUAAUUUAUUCAUGUGCGGCAAAGAUUGUGCAUAUGAAUCCUGAUACGGGUUCCCAAAAAUUCUUCCUUGGUCACACAACGCCAAUCUCGGUGAUUGCAUUGUCUCCCGAUGAAAGUAUACUUGCAAGUUGUCAAGAAGGCAAAGACCCUCUCGUUCGUCUUUGGGAGAUGUCGACUGGUGAAUGUUUGGCUGUCUUCGGAGGCCAUGCGAGUGAUGUCCAGUGUAUCGACUUCAACUUAAGUGGAAACUGGAUGAUAACAGUGGGGAAAGAGGGCAAGGGGUCGACUAAGAAUUUCAACAACUUGGUCAUCUUGUGGGACGUGAGCCAAGUGCUCAAAGGUGGGAAUGUCAUGAAGUUGGUAGAGCAUUCAUUUGAACCAAGUUUGAACAAAAUGAGAUUCGUGCCGUUUGAAGAAGCGUGCCUUGUCUCAUGUGGUAUCGGUAAUAUACACAUAUGGAGGAUCAAGAACGUGCGUGAAAAGUACGAAGUGAGGAGAAUGGUGUUACACCUUGGACCGCACGCUAACCAGGUUUUCGUGGACCUCGCUUUCGAGGGAGUUCUUGGCGGGGUAGAUACAUUUGCACGCAGCAUUUACUCUUGCACUGCCUCAGGAUUAUUGUAUCAGAUCAAUUUCACCAACAGGAAUAUUGAUCAGAUCUACAGAUUACACGAUGACAGCAUCAACUCCGUCGUGGUUACCGACGGUUUCUGUGUGACAGGCUCAGAGGAUAGAUUCUUGAGAGUCUGGCCUCUGGACUUCUCUGACUACUUCCUGGAGGCAGAACAUGCAGCUCCAGUCAACGCACUUGCGGUUUCUUCUGAUUGCCUGAGGAUCGCUAUUGGAACAGCGAAUGGAACAAUAGGGAUCAUGGACGUUCCAACGCACGGUUAUCGCACUGUCGUCAGGUCGCACGAGAGCGUGGUGCUCGCCCUUGCCAUGGAUCCUCACAAUCGAGAGUUCACCACGACUGCUUCAGAUGGAACCAUCAGGACCUGGGACCUAGACAGCUUCGAGCAGUUGUAUGAGUUUCUGGCGCCAGGGGAACACGCUCUUUGCGUUGCUUACCAUCCACGGAAGUAUUUGAUCGCCUGUGGAUUUGAGGAUGGGGCAGUUCGCAUCUUCGACAUUGCGAGUACCUCCCAAUUGUUUGAGCACAAGCAGCACAGGUCAAAGGUCCUGUCGAUCUCCUUCACAAUGGAUGGAGAAAAGCUCUUCUCUGCUGGACAGGAUGGCAUAAUUUGUGUGUAUGACGCUGUCCGAAACUAUCAGCCUAUCAAAAGCAUCUCUACAGCAUUCGCUGGUGACGAAAUUGACCUCUCGAUCAGCCCGAAUGGGAAGUAUAUUGCGACCAUCGGCGUUGGAAGUGCGAGUUUGAUCAUAUACAACACAGAUUCCAUGGAAAAAUGCAUGGAGAUGCCUUCUAAUGGUCGAAGGAUCAGGCUUGUCAAGUUUGCUCCAAUCAAGAAUUAUGUCUAUGCCAUGACGAGGGACUCCAGACUGCAGAGCUACGAUCUCAACGAGGGUCGAAUCGUACAGGAAUCGUCUCCCCUGCAUUUGGACAACGUGAACACAAUGGACUUCAGCGACAACGGAAAUUUUUUGCUCACUGGAGGCAAUGACGGGAUUCUCAAGAUGUGGGCGCUAGGCAAACAAGGGCCUCAUGAGGCCAGAUGCCAGUGCUUCAUCGGACAUUCUUCCCCAAUCAAUCGAGCUCUGUUCACACCCGACAAGAAACAGGUCGUGAGCGUCGGGAGCGGGAAGGGAAUCUUGGUCUGGGACUUGCUGGUGGAUACGGCAGAAGACGUCUCGGACUACAUUGAUCGUUUGAUUGCAGAGAAAGUCACUGCGGAGUCACAGCAGCUUGAUGGAGCUUCGGAUAGACCGGAGACUCCACCACCCCGGUGGCCCGAACAGCAGAGCGAAGAAACAGAAUCGCUCCUCGAAGAGUUGCUUCGUUUCAAACAGCAGAUUGUAGUCCACGGCCAAGACCAGGCUGCAGCACCAGCCGAAUACACCUCGAACGUAGAAGCCUUCUCAGAGCCCAGCCCAUUGCAGCGACUGAGGGAACGAGCGAUGAACAUGGAUUUCAGCUCAUCUGCCAGUAUGAGCUCCCAAAAUCUUGAAAACAGCUACUCAUUCAUCGACAACGAAGUGCGCGCAGAGCAGAGUCAAAUGUUCCUGCCGUUGAUUCAUUUCUCGGGGACCAGAAGACCAGCAAAGAGAGCAGAACGCAAGUACGUCGCAGCUGAGAAUGAGGCAGGAAUCAGGAUGUCGCAUAUUUCGGGAUACAUGCAGAUGCACAACUGCAUGCUAUGGCACCCUGAUGCUGGGAUGUUCACCACAGCCAUCGGAUCAAACAUCAUCGUUGAAGACCUGCACUCUCGCAAACAGAAGGUUCUGCACGAGCAUGAAGAACAAAUCUCCUGCAUCGCCCUCUCGCCCGGUGGAAAGUGGCUCGCAACAGGCAGUGGCGUCCCUCUUGGGUCUAAGACGUCGGCUCCGAUCUUCAUCUGGGACUAUGACAGCAGUAUGACUGUGAGGCGACUGGACUAUCAUCAAGAGAGCAUACAGAGCCUUGCAUGGUCCCGGGAUUCCACCUUAUUGAUCUCGGUAGGGAAUUGCGAGCACCCGAGGAUUGUCGUGUGGAAUGUGAUGAAGGGCAGUAUUGUAGCUGCCUCCGACUGCAACCGUGUCAUCCACGACGUCAAGUUUUGCAGAAGUCUCAACGAAUUUGUCUCUGUGGGUCAUGAGUUUGUGACUUUCUGGCUCCUGAACGAAGAUUCAACCCUCCUCAUGCAAGAGCUGACUGCGCCAGGGGACGAUCCUGGAAACGUUCACUACACCUGCCUGGAUGUGACUGGGGACAACGUCGUCUUUGUGGGCUCAGCAAACGGAUGCGUGACGCAGUGGAUUGCAAGUUCUGAGCAGAACGCGUUGAUCGACACGUGGGAAACAGGCCAGGGAGAGCUGACGUCCAUCUUCUCAAGGCAAGACAAAGUUUACACGUGUGGGCAGCAUCCGCACAUUCGCGUGUGGGGCAAACCGAUAGACAGCCUGACAAGCAACUCGGUCGCAUGGCAGAUGAUCCGACAGAUCAAUCUUGACGGCCCCGCGAAAUCCCUCAGCCUUGACGAGCGGGGCAGCGAGGGGGUGGCGUCCACCACCUGCGGUUCCCUCUGGCACUUUGGCGAGGACCCUCCCACCAGGAUCGAGAGCGGACAUUCCGAGGAGAUCCUCGAUGUCGCGUACAGCGACGAUGGAGAGCUCCUGGCAUCUUGUGCUGCAGACGGCAGAGUGAUGGUGUGGACGGUGAAGGGAGCUCAGCAUCUCAAGAGUUUCGAUGGAAGCCGCCAUCCAUGCUUGUGCAUCGCGUUCGCCCCGACAGGCUCUUCCAUCAUCGCGGGAUACUCAGAUGGUGUUGCGCGAGAACUUGCUCUAACGGGGUCGACGAGCUCCGUGUCCAACGCUGUUCUGAUCGACCAGGAGGCCAUCACUGCCAUCAGCUACUCGAGCUCCGGGCACUACAUCCUCUGCGGGUUGCAAAAGGGAGGAGUCAGGGCUUUGAAGCCGCAGAGGAACGAAGUGAACGCUAUCACCUGCAUGUUUGUCGAAGAGGGAGCGAUCUUGAGCAUGAGCUACUCGUCCAACCAUCCUGACUUGUGGCUGGCAACGUCAUCGGUCGGAACUCUGCGCGUCUUCAAGUAUGAGAGCUACUCGGGCAGAUCGGAGCUCAUCCUCUCGGACUCUUUCGCUAACUCUGCUCCACUCUUCGCGGAGUUCUCUCGGUCACAACAGAGCAUGAUCAUCCUUGGAGGAAUGGCGAUCGGCGUUGGAAUUCACUUCUACGAUAUCGAGGCUCAAAGGGUUGUCAAGAAGUUUACGGAGAUGGAUCAGAUCGCUACUUGCCUUUCCAUCUCUCCCUCCAACUACCUCGUUGCCAUCGGAACCGAAGAUUGUCUGGUAAUCGACUACGACGCAGGAACGUUUCAAGACUUCGCCGGACACUCUCACUCGCUCAAGAAGCUCAAGUUUGCUUCGCGAGGAGACAUGAUCGUGUCGUCGGGGAGCACAGAGAUGGUCACGUGGCAAGUCUGCUUGUGA